This is a messenger RNA of Strongyloides ratti, 1092 nucleotides long. Its product is annotated as Helitron helicase-like domain-containing protein. The record is from RefSeq and is a predicted model, not a curated record. Lineage: Eukaryota; Metazoa; Nematoda; Chromadorea; Rhabditida; Strongyloididae. The transcript has a single exon. Bases 1 to 1092 code for a protein of 363 amino acids.
AUGAGGAGAAACAAUAAUGAAAACAUUUUUAACCCAGAUGCUGAAAGAGAAACUUCAGCAAGAAUUUUAAAAUCAUUAACUGGGGGACCCAAAUGGUAUAAAUUCAAAAAACAGAAUGCAUUAGCUGUUCAACGCCAUUUUGGUAAACCACAUCUAUUUAUUACAUUUACAUGCAAUCCAAAAUGGCCAGAAAUAAUAAAUUCAUUACCAGAAGGAUUCAAAUCAACAGGUAGGCCGGACAUUGUUAUUAGAGUAUUUUCAUUAAAACUUAUGGAAUUAAUAACAAUGUUACGGCAUGGUCUUUUUGGAGAAGAAGAAUAUUUAUUCUAUUCUGUUGAAGUACAAAAAAGAGGUCUUCCUCAUGCUCAUAUUCUUCUUCGUAUAAAAGAAUUUGAAAAAAACACUUCAACAAUUGACAAAAUUAUUUAUGCUGAAAUAUCUGAUUCUAAGCAUGAUAAAGCUUUAUACGAUAUUGCUGUUAAGAACAUGCUUCAUCAAAAUUGUAAUGAAAUGAAAGAAAAAUCUACACGUUGGAAUUUGUCAAAAAAUAAAUGUUCAAAAAAUUUUCCAAAAAAAUUUGUAAAAGAGACAUAUAUAGAUAAAAUAAGUGGAAAAGUCCAUUAUAAAAGAAGAGAUAAUAGAAAUGAAAAUAUUAUUUUAUUAGAUAAUAGAAAAAUUGACAACAGUUAUGUUGUGCCAUAUAAUCCAACUCUAUUAAGAUAUUUUAAUGCACAUAUAAAUGUAGAAAUUGUUAAUCAAGUUUUAGCUGUUUCUUAUUUAUUCAAAUAUUUUGUAAAAGAUGGAGAAACAAAUAAAGUAAAUGUAGAAAUGCUGUAUAAUGAUAAUAACAAGGAUGAAGUAUCAGCAUAUCAAAAAGUAAGAUGUGUUGGACCAACUGAUGCAACAUGGAAAAUAUUUGAAUAUCCAAUUGUAUGCAAUACUGUAACUGUUGAAGUUUUGUAUAUUCAUGAAAAACCUAAAAAUGAAAAUAGUAGAAUAUAUUUAAAUUAUUUAAAUGAGGAUAAUGAUUUUUUAUAUGGUGCUGAUAUUAAUAAUGAUACUGAUGCCUUAAUUCAUCUAAUGACAGUGUAG